GAUUCCUAGGAGACCGCGGCAGUGCCGCGAGCCGCGGCGCGUGGACUCGGACCCGGACCCAGCCGGGUGCGGAGGCGCCAGAGCGCCAAGACGACUGAGAGAUGACGGCUGGGAGCCCCGGAGACUGCGGGGAGUUGCGGAGGAGCCCCGAGCGCCGCGUCUCCCGCCUGGGCCGCCGCCUGGGCCGCCGGCGGCGCCCGCGCUCCCCGCCCGAGCCCCUGCGGGUGCGGGCGCGGCUGCGGCUGCGCUCGCCGUCGGGGGCGUUCGCGGCGCUGGGGGCGCUCGUGGUCCUGGUGGGCAUGGGCAUCGCAGUGGCCGGCUACUGGCCGCACCGCGCCGGGGUCCCGGGGCCCCGGGCUGCAAACGCCAGCGCGCCCCCCAUGAGCGAGCUGCGGCGCGAGGGUCGGGGCGCCGGCCGGGCCCACGGCCCGCACGAGCGGCUGCGACUCCUUGGGCCCGUGGUCAUGGGCGUCGGCCUGUUCGUGUUCAUCUGCGCCAACACGCUGCUCUACGAGAACCGAGACUUGGAGACGCGACGGCUUCGUCAGGGGGUGCUGCGGGCUCAGGCGCUCCGACCCCCGGACGGCCCGGGCUGGGACUGCGCUCUCCUCCCCAGCCCCGGCCCCAGGACUCCCCGAGCCAUAGGCUGCGUGGAGCCAGAAAGCUGGGACCUGUCCCCGCGUCGGGGUACCUCACCAGUCCCGUCAGUGCGGAGUCUGCGUUCAGAGCCUGCUAAUCCUCGCUUGGGGUUACCUGCCCUGCUCAACAGUUACCCGCUGAAGGGCCCAGGGCUGCACCCACCCUGGGGUCCACGGACCCAGACUGGCCAUGUGAUUAUCACCGUGCAGCCCUCUGGUUCCUGCAUUGAACAUUCCAAGUCUCUGGAUCUGGGCCUUGGGGAGCUCCUGCUUAGGGCCCCAGCAGCUCGGGACUGUGCUCACCGAAGCUGGCCACGGCUGGACCGCCUUAGUCUGGGGGGUUACGCCAAGUUGGGAGGAGGAGGGGACUUGGGGGCCCGGGUCUGAGGAGCAGGGGACAGCCUGCUAUGAGGCUGCAGCAUGGACCAUGGUACAGGACUAGGACUGGGAGUCCCAAUGUCUAGUAGAUGCUUCAGCCACAUCCCAGACUGGGGAUGGAUGCUCUGGCCCCAGCAGCUGCUAAGGCAUCCUGACUUGCAUGUCGGCAGAGAAAUGCCAACCGCACAAGGGUUCAAAAAGCCGGAGAGAAUGUGUUUUAACGUGGAAUCUGGAGACCAGCAUGACUCAGCCUUAGGAAUUCCUUCAGCCUCCAAAAGUGGCCUUAGCCCUGGACAGGUACCUGAGGGGGCUGGAGGUCUAGGCCAGGGUGAUUAGGAGAUGUAUCUGGUGUCUUGGCAAACCCAAAGUGGUGGGCAAGGACCCUAAGACUUGGAAGGUAGGUUGUGAUGUUACAGGCUGGGACAGGCUCCCUCCAAGGUGGCACUAGUGAUAGGGUUUGGGCCUCUGGGAAGACGGGCAAUGGGGUGGAGUUGAGAUGUUCCACCGCCACCUGGGAUGGAGACUGAGCCUUUAACUCCUACCACCUCAACCCCUUCCCCCCCUCAGCCAUGCAAGGUAUAUCCCACGAGGGCUACACUACUGCCAAUGCCUUCACACUGAGGGUCUGGCCCCCCCCCAAAGAGGUCUGAGAAGCCCCCUUUCUCUCCUUUGUCGUGGCCUGUGCCACGAUGAGGGUCUGGCCCCUCCCCAAAGAGGUCUGAGAAGCCCCCUUUCUCUCCUUUGUCGUGGCCUGUGCCACGAAAUUUCCCUCCAGUUGGCAAAAAGUGUAUGCCAGUUCCCAGAAAUCCUUUUAUAUGUUGAAGCUGCAUUUUGGUCAAUGUGGACAGCUUUAGAAAAUGGCUUGGAUUUGGGUCUUCCUGUCGCAUGUUUAAUUUUUCCCAAGUUGCCGGUAGGAGAAGAGAACUUUAAAAGUUGAUCAAUCUUCACAGAGUCAGUCCUUUUUUUUUUUUUUUUUAAGUUUAUU
Balaenoptera musculus (blue whale) is the source of this 2001-nucleotide messenger RNA. RefSeq names its product transmembrane protein 200B (gene TMEM200B). Lineage: Eukaryota; Metazoa; Chordata; Mammalia; Artiodactyla; Balaenopteridae. The record is from RefSeq and is a predicted model, not a curated record. The coding region runs from base 102 to 1025 and encodes 307 amino acids. The transcript has 2 exons.